Molecule: messenger RNA, 1470 nt
Organism: Aureobasidium vineae
Lineage: Eukaryota; Fungi; Ascomycota; Dothideomycetes; Dothideales; Saccotheciaceae
Source: the annotation of a GenBank genome assembly
AUGAGGACAGGAACUUCUCUUUUCGCGGUCUCGGGUCUGCUUAGCUCUGUCUUUGCUGCACCAGCUCCAGCACCCAACCGUGUCAAGCCUCGUCAGGAGUCUGCAGUUCAAUUCUUUGAUAACACGAACAACCCUACUGCCACUCCCUUCGGACCAGAGGGCGCAUCUGGCUCGCUGAGAGGAGGAUCUGAGCUUCUGGGCUUCAACCCUACAAAUGUCAUCAGCUCAUACGACCCAGCUGUCGUCCCGUCAAGCGCUUUCAGUGUAGGCCCUCUUCAGACUGCAGAUGCAGAUACAGGUUUCUACCUUGAUCUAAGCAAGAUUGAGAACCCGCAGCCCAUUCGUGGCGAGGGAGGAAAGUCACCUACGGAUCCUGGACCGAGAAACGAGUUGUUAGAGAAGCAGAACCCGGACUUGUACAUUCCUCCGGGCACCGAUGCCGGUGAUGUUUCGAACGCUAAAUGGCCUCUUGGUCUUUCCCACAACAGACACGGACUGAAUGGUGCAGGAUGGGCAAGACAACAGAACGUCAAUCUCUUACCUAACUGCACUGGCNACCAAGCCAAUGAGUGGUCCUAUAUCAUGAACGGUUCAGUUCGCAUCAACGCGGUCAACGAAGCCGGCGAAACCUUUACCGACGAUUUGUCCGCAGGAGAUGUCUGGUUCUUCCCUGCCGGUAUCCCUCACAGCAUUCAAGCCGGACCUACUGGUGUAGAGUUUCUUCUCGUCUUUGACGAAGGCAGUUUCAGCGAAGACAACACCUUCCUGCUCUCGGAACUCUUUGCCAGAAACCCCAAGUCUGUCUUGGCCAAGGAUCUUCGUGUUGACAUCUCGGCCCUGGACCACAUCCCCCAAGACCAACUUUACAUCUUCAAUGGCUCAGCAUACCCAGCCAAUGUUUCUGAUCCACUCAACAACAUCACUGGUCCCGCUGGCGUGAUCCCCAACUCUAAGGGCUAUUCCUACCAUUUCUCUGAACAAGCACCUUACGAAGUCCCUGGUGGCAGUGUCAAGAUCCUUGAUACUCAGACUUUCCCUGCGGCCUUUGACUUUGCUGUCGGCCUCUUCACAAUCAAGCCUGGUGCCAUGCGCGAGUUGCACUGGCACACCACCAGUGACGAAUGGGACUUCAUUUUGUCUGGUCAAGGCAGACUGACUCUCUUCCAAGCACCUCAAGCUUCCCGUACCUUUGAUUUCCAAGCCGGCGAUGUGGGCUACGUUCCUGUAGUCACUGCACACUACCUCGAGAACACUGGAACAGAAGACUUGAUCUACCUUGAGGUGUUGCAGGCACCGAUCUACAACGAUGUCAGUGUUGCACAGUGGUUGGGAUUGACUCCCAAGCAAGUUGUCAAGGAACACUUGGGCUUCAGCGAUGAUACUCUGAACCGCCUACCCAAGAUCAAGCCAUUUAUCUUGCCUGGAGAUACGGACUUGGGUCAAACUAACUUCACUUCUGAGGCCGAGUAG